AUGUGGAGGCCCGGGCUGAGCGUGCGGCUGUACUUGCCAAACCUCUCCACCACAAAGGCCAUCUGCUGGGGCACGAUCCGCAGGACAGUGUUGGCGGGGGUGGACUUGGUCGCAAAGGGUGUCAUCUCGAAGGGAUCCCGGGCCAGCGUCAGAAUGCUGGAGUGGAAUCCCCUGGCACAGGCCCCGGUGGGACCCUCCGCCAGGAGCCCGGCGCCGCGGGCCUGCAGCAGGCGCGCGAGCACCAGUGAUCGCCGCAUGGUGUCGUGA
Molecule: messenger RNA, 267 nt
Organism: Auxenochlorella protothecoides
Lineage: Eukaryota; Viridiplantae; Chlorophyta; Trebouxiophyceae; Chlorellales; Chlorellaceae
Exons: 1
Coding region: 1-267 (88 amino acids)
Source: RefSeq, a predicted model, not a curated record